GUUGUUGUUGCUGCUUUUGUAAGUGCAAUAUUUCUUACCAUUGCCUCGUCCAUGCCACGCCUGGCUCCGCAAGAAGUUGCAUGGCUGGAAAAAAUGUUGCCGCAGGAUGCCAUGUUACCAAGCAGCCAUUUGCAGCUGGCGAUGCCAAAGAUGCAUAGGCCACAACGUGUGGCAACAUUCUUCCAGACCCAUGGUGCACAGGGCGAAGAAAUCCAUGCUGAGGGAAUAACCUCCGAGUUGCGACCUUUUGUGGCGCAGGACACAAGAUCGAUAUAUGCACGCAAAUUCUUUUCUUCUUUUCAAGAAAAACAAGUCGUUUGCGCCAUCAACAUGCGGGAACGCUACCCCGGAAUGCAAACGAAACGUUGCUGUGAAGAAGCAUCGGAAGCCAGCUGUUUGGCUUGCUGUCAAGAACAUUUCGCGUCACGUGGUGAAAAGUGUGUGGAGGUUUGUGGCACCAUGUGCGCUUUUGGCUGGGACAAGGGCAACCGCAAGGUUCCCCAAUGUCCAGAAAAACUUGGUUCCGAAGAUGGUGGUGCAGAAGAGUGGUAUGCAGAGGAUCCCAUGAAGGACCGUCCUCGUCCUGCUGUGCCUGUGACAUGGCUAUGAUCCUUUUUUGCUCCGUUUGCAUGGUGGCCGUUUUGUGUUCCACGGCCCACUGUUGUGCCAGGAGCCCCUAGUAGCUUCUUGUUCCUAAUAGUACGGCCAGGAGCCCCUAGUAGGGUCCUUGCUCCUAGUAGCGAUGCCAGGAGCCCCUAGUAGCGAACAUGGUUCCUAA
Messenger RNA from Durusdinium trenchii, 778 nucleotides. NCBI's taxonomy places the organism in Eukaryota, Dinophyceae, Suessiales, Symbiodiniaceae. The record is from the annotation of a GenBank genome assembly.